Lottia gigantea (owl limpet) is the source of this 204-nucleotide messenger RNA. RefSeq lists its product as hypothetical. Gene Ontology annotation, molecular function: DNA-binding transcription factor activity, RNA polymerase II-specific; DNA binding. Lineage: Eukaryota; Metazoa; Mollusca; Gastropoda; Lottiidae. The transcript has a single exon. Gene Ontology annotation, biological process: regulation of DNA-templated transcription. The record is from RefSeq and is a predicted model, not a curated record. The annotation marks the transcript as partial.
AGAAAACGUUCCUCAUUCUCAGAAAAACAGUUAUAUGCAUUAGAAAGAUAUUUUGUGUUAGAUCCUUAUCCUAAGAAAUCAGACAAAGAAAGAAUAGCCCAUGAUCUGAACCUUUCUGAGUUUAAUGUUAAUGUAUGGUUUCAGAAUAAAAGACAAAAGUGUAAGCAUUCAGCUAAAAGUCCCACGAUUGAAGACUUCACUUGA